Messenger RNA from Apis cerana (Asiatic honeybee), 11659 nucleotides. RefSeq names its product telomere-associated protein RIF1. Gene Ontology annotation, biological process: telomere maintenance. The record is from RefSeq and is a predicted model, not a curated record. Gene Ontology annotation, cellular component: chromosome, telomeric repeat region; nucleus. Lineage: Eukaryota; Metazoa; Arthropoda; Insecta; Hymenoptera; Apidae.
UUGAUUAAUAGUAUUAUAAAUUCAUUGAAAAUGGUAUCUGAAGUUAUAUAUGCACUUUGCAAACUCGCCGGGAAUGUAAAACGUUAAACUGUUAUAUGAUUAUACUUCCAGUUGUAUGUAUCUCUUUUUAAAACAAACUCACUUUUGUUGCUUGCGUUGUGAUAUCUUGGCGGCAAUAGAAAGGAGAGAGGGAAAAGAAGGUAGGAGAAAGGUAAAAGUAAACAGUGAAAUGAAGAAAGAAUUAAAGUAGAAGGAGAAUAGUUUUUAAAGAUAUUAAAACGUCUGUAAAAGACGAUUCCCAAAAGGAAUCAGUAAACGAUUCCAUUUUAAUGUUCAUGUAAAAUAUUAAUAGUAAGGUUGUUGAAGACCUUAUUGUAAAUUCAAGAUUUUCGCGAAAAUUUUCUUUAUAGACACAUUUGUGAUGUGAUGAACGAGAUUUUAUUGAUGUAAUUCUUUGCAAUAUAAAGACUUGCAGAAUGGCUUCUAAUAUGCAAUCUUUCCCGCGAAUGCUGAAAAUGUUGCGGGAAAAUAGCAAUAUCAAGGAAAAACGUGAAGCUUUAACCUAUAUUCGCAGUAACAGCAAGAAAUUAGAAUCUACACAAGUUAUUAAAGAAGAACAAUAUAAAGAAUUAUGUAAACUAAUUGUAGAUGCAUUUGCAAAUGGAAAUAAUGACAUACAAAAUGAAGCAUACGAAACAUUAAAUGUAGUUAUUCAAGAGUUUAAAGACCAUACUUUGAAUCUAUUUGAAGCUAUAUCACAGAUAAGUCGAAAACAUAGAUUAAAAAUUCUAAAAUUAUUAGAAGUAGUUGAAGAAAAUGCUAUAUCAACAUUUGUACAUGAUCCACAUGCUGUAAAUUUUUUUAAUAAUUGUAUGUGUGCAGUACAAACAAAUACAAUGCCAUGGAUUGCACCAACUGCAUGUGUAGAUAAUCUUCAAGCAUUAAUAGAUGCUGAAAGUAGUAAACCAUUAUCAGAUGACCAAAGAUUAGAAGAAGAAACAGUUAAUUAUUGCAUAACUUUUUUAAGAAGAUUAUAUAAAGUGGCUGCAGUAACAUCAGAUAUUAAAGUUCAAAGGUUUAAUGCAAUAUUAAUAGAUAAAGUAAUGAUAUUAGCUUAUAUGGGACAUAAACGACAACGAGGUCCUGCUUUAAAACUUUUACAACAAGCUCUAACUGCAAAUAUAUUACCACAUGUUCGUACCAAACUAGCAUCUGCAUGGACUCGAUAUAUAGAAGCAUUACAGUCUACAUACUGCAAACGUAUGUUACUUUUAGUAUCUGCAUGUGAAUUAGAUUGGGCUACACAAUGGAAUGUUAGCAUCCAGUUCCUUGGUGUGGAUCUUCAUCGUGGUGCUGGUUUAAUAAAUAAUUUAUUAAGUGUAGAAGAAAAGGCAUUUAAAUCUACUGAUACAAUUAUACGCAGGCAAGCAUUCCUUUCAUGGAAAUUAUUGGUGGACAAUUUCGCCUUAGAUCCACAUGAACUUGCUAGUGCUAGAAGAAUAAAGUUGUUAUGUAUUCCAUUGAAUGCUAAAAAUAGUAAGACUGAAUUAAUAGCAUUGACAAAAUUGGAGGUCUGGUGGCAUGUGAUUAUUAAACUUUAUAAAGAUAUUUCUAAAUUUGUUAAUCCUGUAAUUACACAAUUCUUAAACUUUUGUUUUGGACCUCUUGGAGAUACACCAUUAUUAUCUUCGAAAUUUGACAUAGUAGCUUCUCCAGGAAAGAGAUUCUUUAAAACAAAAGUUGUUGCAGUAGAUGCUUUAUAUCAAUUUCUUGUUUCAAAACAAGAAAAUCAUACAGCUCCAGUAUUAGAAGAAAGACUUCCAUAUCCUAUCUCUGAUGCUAUUUUUCAAGAAUGUUAUAAAAGUAUAAUUCACAGUGUAGGAGAAGUUUUACUUGUUUUUAGUCAACUUACAGAUGAAGAAAUGAAAAACAGAUAUCAAGUUGGUAAAAUAUUAUGGAAAAGUUUAGUCAAUUAUAUACGCGAAUCAAAAUUGGAAGAUAAGUCUAUUAUGUACAAGGAUAUAACAUUAGUUAUUACAGAAUUAACAAAUUAUGCUAAAAAUAAACCAAUGAUUAGAAAUUUAAUUCUUGAUACAAUUUUAUUUGAAAUUGCUGAUUUAAGUAUAGAUUUUAAUUUUCAAGAUGAUACAUUAUCAAAGUUGGUGUUUAAACUUCUACAAAUUCCAAUUUUAAAUGAAGCUAAAAAGGAUCAUUAUAAUGCAUUAAAAUGUCUUUUCUGGCAAUGUAUUAAAUCUCAAAAGGAAAAUAUCUAUUAUUCACAUGCAUUUAAUUGCUUAAAAGAAAUGUAUGAAAAAUUACAUGCACUAUUAAAUAUAGCAAAUAAAAACGAAUCUAUCAUUUUUGAAUUAUGGCUUAUGUUAGGGGAUGUGUUAGGAAAAUAUAUGAGUGAUAUUCAAGAAAUUAAUGAAGGAACUACUACAGAACAUAAUUUAAAAACUGUUCAAUCUAUUGUAGUAUUUCCAUUUAUGUAUAUACAUUUACAAGAUCAAAAACAAAUUCAAGAAUUAGCAAAAGCUUGGAAAUAUUUAUAUAAACAUUUUGAAAUGCGAACAGACCUUAUAACAACUGUAAAAUCUAACGAAAUUUUAUUAAGUAUUGCAAGUAUUAUGCAACAUUCUAUAACAAAAAACAAAGAAUCUCCUUAUCUUACUAUAUACUGUUUGGAUAUUUUAUUAAGUACUAUCAACUAUAAGUUAUUACUGGUAAAUACAGAAAUUCCAUCUGUUAUACAUCUUAUUGUGGAUCUUAUAUUAUAUUUUUUAUCUGAAAAAGAAGCUAAAGAAUGUGAACUUGCUCUUAAAGCAAUGUCAGCUACAAUUAUUACUAUUUAUGGACAUAAUCCAGAAAAAAUAACACCAUAUUUGCAAGUUUGUAAAUCUGUAAUUGAACUUAUACUUCAAUCUGAAUUAGAAAUGUUAAACAAAGAAGUAGCAAAUACAUGGGAAAGUAUAAUUAGCAUUUUUAAAGAACUUGGUAAAGUGAUAAAUUAUGACCUUUUUUCAUCUUAUAAAAAACUUAUUAUUCAAGCUUUAAAUCAUUCAAAUGUUGAUAUACAAAUUCAAACUGCAUCUCUUUUUGAAUCAAAAAAUGUAUUCAGUGAUAGCAUUAAAUUAUUGUUGGAAGAAAUAGAAAAAGAAACAGGGAAAGAUAAAAUAUUAAACAUAGCAGAAAUUACAAAAAAGAAACAUGCUCAAAUUGAGAAAUUACCAAAUCAAAUAAAAAUAGUUGGUAGUUUUUUAAAAGGAUCUAAUAGUCCAAAUUUGAUAGUUAAAGAAUCAGAUAAAAAUAUGGAUAAAAAUACAGGAAAGAAAGCAUCAAUUGAUUCUGAUUCACAGGAUUAUGUUUUUAUUAAAACAGAUUUAAAAUUUGAUGUUAAUCGUUUAACAGAACAUCAAAAAGAGUCUUUAAAACGUAGAAGAGAAGAUAUACCAGCAUUAUAUAAUGAUUUGUCGCAAUCUUCUUCACAAGAUACUCAAAAUUUACAAGAAUGGUUUGACAAAAAAAAUAAAAUUUUUGAAGAAACAGAAAAGGAAAAUAAUAAAAAGGAUAAUGUAUCAAUAAAAAAUAUUUUGGAUGAUGAUGCAAAUAAAGAAAACAAAAUUGAAAUACAAGAAUUAGAAACAAUUAAUAAAUCAUUUAUUGAAACAGAUACAAAAUCAAUGGAUAGUGUUGAACGAAAUAUAGCAUUAGAAUCUGUACAAAAAACAAAAGUUAAUGUAGACAAUAAUGAAAUUUUACUUAUAGAAAAACAAACGGCAAUAGUAGAAAAUGCUUAUGACAAUGCGGAAGCAAAAACUUCAGCAGAUUUUGUAUCGAAAAACUUAGAUACUAAUAUCCAAGAAGAAUUGUUAAAAAAUAAAGAUGACCAAAGACUAUCUCCGUCUGUAUUAGAUAAUAGUAAGCGGCGCAAUCGUUUCAAUAUUACUGUAAAAUCUACUUUGCCAAAAUCGGAAGAAAUUGUUAGUAAUCAACCAGAACAAUAUUCAAAUACAACUGAAGUUUUGCAAAGAACAUUAAGGACAAAAGUAAUUCAAAGCAAGUCUGAAACAACCAAUAAACAAAAAGCUUCGGAAAAUAUAGAAAAUAAAUCGACCAAAGAGGAUAGAAGAGGUAUUAAACGUAAAUUGGAUAAUGAAAACGAAGGAACUAAUCUGCGUCAACGGAGAAAAUUGAUGGAUACGACUAGUGAUGUUGAUAGCUGUAAAUCUUCAGAAAAUGAUAAAAUUUCGAUAAAUGAAGCGAAUUUGAGUCAACGUACAAGAAAUGAGAUAUCUCGUUUACGUAUAAAUAUGGUAUUUGAUACUCCUUUAUCAACUAGUCGUCGAUCUAAGAGUCACGAAGAUACUAAAGAUAAUAAAGAAUUCAUUGCUAAAAAAUAUUCAAUAGAAAAUAAAAGUGCUAAAUUAAAAGCUGGAGAUAUAAAAGUAAGUGAUGCAAAGAAAGUUCAAAAACUUAAUGACAAAGAAUUAAAAGUUAAGGCCAAACCAGGAAGAAAAAGAUCUGAUGAAAAAUAUUUAAUAAAAAAAGAUAAAAAAAAUGAGUCAGAAGAGCAAAAAAAAGUGGAAGAAAAGAAAAAAGAAGAAAUUAAACAUGUAGAAGUUAUUUCCAAAAAUACAACAGAUAAUAAAUGCGAUUCAUUUGAUGAAAAAUCUAUUGAAUCCAACGAUGAUGUUAAACUCAAUGAAAGUAAAAGUCACACUCAGGAUGAUAUGGAAGAUGUAAUAGAAGAUUCACAAGGAUUAUCAAAAUUAGGCAGAAAUAGAUUGUUAAAAGUAAAACUUGAAAUCAAUAAAAUUGAAGAUAUAAAAAAAAUUUCACAGCAUAAUAAGAAUGAACUAAAAGAAGAAAUAGAUAAAGAAAAAGAUGAAAAAAAACAGAAAGAAACUGUACAGACAGAAAUUAUUUCAAAAAAUAUAGAUAAUAAAUGUGAUUUACUUGAUACAAAAAAAUCUAUUAAAAUUAAUGUUGAAAUAGUUAAUAAUAAUAACAACCAGAAUAAUAAUGAUAAUCAUAAUAAUAAUAAUAAUCAUAACCAUAAUAAUAUAAAUGAUGAUAUUAAAUCAGAUAGUAAUAUACAAACUAUAAAUCAAGAUCAUGAAUCCAUUGAAGGAAAAAGUCAAAUUCAGGAUGAUAUGGAAGAUAUAAUAGAGAAUUCACAAGAAUCAUCUGAAUUAGAGAAAAAAUAUGAUGAAAAGCAAUAUUUCAUAAAAAUAAAUAGAAUUGAAGAUAUUUCUUCUUCAAUGAAAUGUCAUGAAAUUACAAUUGAAGAUGAGGAAGUAUCUGAAAUUAUUUUAAAUAAUUGUGAUAAUGACAAUAUUGAAGUUCCUAAAGAUAAUAUUAAGGAAUUUGAAGAAACCAAUGAAAUUAAUAUGAUUGAACCAAAGAUUUCUUCUUCUGUUAUUGAAAAUAAUUUAUGUGAUAAUGAAAAGGAUACUAUAGUUGAUGUGCAAAAAGUAAAUGACGGAUUAGUGUCUAAAUCUUUGCUCGAAUUUUCCUCACCUAAAAGUACUAUGAAACGUCAGGCAAAAUUUAAAUCCUAUUCAUCUUAUUCAACACAAGGACGUGCUGCUCAUAUGAUAGGAUUAGUAACAAAACAAGCUAGAAUGGAAACUGAAUCCUGUGUUAUAAAUUUAGAUGAUGAAUUAGUAGGUAAAAAAAUAAAAUCCAAAGAUACAGAUAAUGAUAUAUUGCUUGGAAAGAAAGAACAAGGAUCUGUAUUGAAAGAGGCUGAUAAAAUAACAGCAUUAUGUAGUAGCAGACAAGAAAAAAUUUUUAAUAAUAUGAGAUCAACAGAUUAUUGUCCUUCACCUCCAAUAAAAUUAUUUUCUAAUUUGAAAAAUGAUGGAGAAAAAAUUUUUUCAAAAACAGAUAAAUCAAUAGAUAAUGCACUUAUACAAAAUGAUAUACAAACUGAUAAAAUAGGAGAAGAAACUCUUGAAACAGAUGAAUUACCGAUUUUGGAAUGGUCAAAUGCAAAUCCACCUUCAUUAAAUGCAAGUCCAAGUGCAAGUAUAUUGAAACGUCAACGGCAAUAUUUUCCAGAAUCUGAUUCAGAUAUAACUCCUAAUAAGAGAAAAAGAGUAAGUUUUGCGGAUCCUCCGGUUUCGAAAGAAAUGGGAUAUGAAAUUACAUCUACUGAUUCACCUCAUAAAAUUAAUAAAUUUACAUCACGCGGAUUAUUAGCACGUAAAGAUUCGUCAUUAAGAUUAAAACAAAUUAAACAAAAAUUAACAUCAGUUGAUUCAGAUAAAUUAGAAAAAAGUGAAGAAAUUGAUAUGACAAAUGUAUCUGAAGUUGACUUACAAUGUGAAAGAGAAAAUGAAUUAUUAACAAAAAUAGCUGAAGAAUUAGAAUAUUCAGAGAAUGUCACAAUAGAUAGUGAUGUACAAACAUCAUGUGAUUCUGCAGAAAAUGAAUCAAUAAAUACCGUUCCUAUAAUAGUUAAUAAAGAUAAUAAUAUUAAAAUUAAUAAUUUAAAUGUUGAAUUUGAAAUUACUCAACAUAUAGAAUCAAUAUCUACGAAUAAGAUAGAUCAAAAUAAAGAAGAUAAAAUUUUAGAAAGAUCAAAAAAUAAUAUUAAUUUAGAAAAUAAUGAGUUUAAUGAUUCAGCAACACAAACAGAUAUAUUUGGAAUAGAUGCAAAAGAAACUAGUACAGAGACUUCUAUUAAUAUUGACACAAAUGCUAUACAAAACACAUCUAUUAAAAAUAAUACAUUAGAUCUGCUUAAAUUCAAUGAGAAUGAUUCUAUAAUAGAACAUUCAUCAGAAAAAUGUAUAAAUUCUGAAAAUUUAGAAGAUACAGCAGAUGCAGCAAAUCUUACUGAAUUGAAUUCUUCUGCAAAUUUAGAUGAAAUUUUUUGUGGAAAAUUAAUAAGAACCAGUACACAAUCAACAGAAAAUUUACAUGAACAAGAUACUUUACCAGUCACAGAUUCAGUAUUUGGUAGUUUACCUUUGAGUCAAGAUAGUCAAUGUACAAACGAAUUUAAUAUAGAAAUUUCACAUCCAGAAUUAUUAGAUUCAAUUCAACCUAUAUAUCCUACAUUAAUAUCGUGUAAGGAACCUAUCACAUCUAUCAUUGAACAUUUGACUAAUCCUCUUUGGGUGCAACAUUUAUCUACAUAUUUUAUAAAUAGAAAUAUUCAAUCUAUUGGUGAUCUUGCACAAUUAUCUGAACGUGAAAUAAAUAGAAUACCAGUUAAAGGUAAUUCAAAAAUUGAAUUUGUAAAAAGUGUAUUAAAAUGCUUCGAAAAAAAAUAUAUUUCAAAAGAAUUAAAUAAUACAAUGGAAAAUGUAGAUAACGUUUUAAACAAUGAAAUAUCACGUUCUGUAAAUAUUAAUGUACUUUCAUCUACACUGAAAGUAUCUCAAGAUCAAAUAUUAAAAGACAUUACAACAAAUAUUGAUGAAACACAUAAUAAAUUAAAUCAUAAUGUAACAUUAAAUCAACCAAGUUCUAGUAGAACUUGUAACGUUAUUAUAACCGAUAAAAAUACAGAAACGACUGUAUCAAAAUCAUCAGAUAUAACAUCAUCAGAUAUAAUACAAAUUAUAAAUAUACCAAUAUCACCUAAAAUAGUUACUACAUCAGAAAAUAUUAUUGGAAAUUCUAUCCCUUUUGUUAGAAGUGCAAUAUCAUCUAUACAAACAACAAAAACUGUUGGAACUUGUACUAGUAGUGAUUCUAUUUAUCUAUCUAAGACAGGAGUGAAUAAAGCAACAAAAUCGGUCGCAGCACAAAUGGCUUUGGAAGAUUUGUUAGAUGAAAUAGAUGUUAAUUUAGUGCUAGAAAGUGCAGCAAGAAGAUGCACUCCAGAUAAACUUCUUAUUCAAUAUAAGGAUAAAAUGAGACAUGUAUCGCAGGUAGAACUGGAAACUGAAACUAUCAAAAUACUUGGCGCUGAAAAUAGAAAGAAUUGUAAUGAAAUAACAUUGAAAGCAGCAUGUCGCGCUUGUGGAAUAAAUAAAGUUUUACUUCGACUUCCUGAUAUUUUCAGUACUGACAAACAAUUUUUCGUAAAGGUAUUGAAUGCUUACAAAAAAAAGAUAAAGACUAGUGAUUGUAUGGAUAUUCUUGAUUUUAACGAAGUUAAGGAUGCUGUUUGUCAAAAAUGUACAUCUUCAGAAUUUGCUGAAAUGUUGUCUAAAAAAUUAAAAGAAGAAGAGCAAGAAGGAAUAAGAAAACCUAUGACAGAAUUAUCUAGUUUAGAUGCAAUGUUGAAAAGAAUGCCAAUGGAUGUAAUCAUUAGUCAUACAGUGGCAAAUGAUGAAUUAAUACCAUCACGUGUCGUUUUAGACAUAGCUUUACAAAAUAAUAGUCCAACUGAUAUAAUACAAGCUUUGGAAUCUCAAUCCUCUGUGGUUACUCAAAAUGUUUUCAACAAACUUUGGUCUUCCCAAUUUGCAAUCGAAUAUAUUAAUCAAUGUAAAUCUAAGGAGGAUUUAUUAAAGAUUUUCAAAGCAAUUAGCUUAAAACUCAGUCAGCAAGAUCUUCUUCAAGCAUUUUAUGAAUCUAUGAAUGUUAAAUUAAUGGUAAAGCAGGAAAAUGAUUAAAGUUCACAUUUACAUUUACAGAUUCUUCUGUAUAAUAAUUUUUAUCAUUAAUAUUGUUUAUAAACGUAAAUUGAUUCUCAAUAAUAUGAUCCUCGACAUUAAAAUGUAUUAUAUAAUAUUUUUUCUUCUCUAACUAAGUUUCAUGAAGAAAUCUUUUAGUGAUAUUAUAUUACAGUAUAAUGACAAGUAAUAUGACAUUUAUUAACGAGUACUAAAAUGUAGAAGAUAUUUAUUUAAAAAACGAUUAUUUUUUUUCAUUAUGAUUUAACAUUUUUAAAUCCCAAUUAAAAUUAUGUCGAAUUUUAAUGUUCGACUUGAUUAACUGUGUUCAUUAUAUAUUUAUUAUAUUCUCAUGUAAAGUUUAUUACACAAAAAAGAUAUCUAGUUUCAUUAAUAUCAAUUUGCAUAUGAUUUAUUUCAUAUAAAGAUAUAACAUGUUUAUAAUUUGCUAUCAUUCUUAUUUUUAUUUUAUAAAAUAUUAUUGAAAAAUUUUCCAUCCAAUGAUAUAAUAUAUAAUAAUUCCAAUCAUAAUUAAAAUUCACUUUUUAUUAAUGAUUUUUGACUACAAUUUUACAAGUGAAUUAAAAUAGUUAUUCUUAAUUAUGUAAUUAUUAGUUCACUUAUAUAGAAAAGCACUUAAUUACACAUAUAAAUAUAUAUACAUGUGUAACAAAUAUUUGUUUUUUCUUUUAUCCUUUGACGGAUACAUUAUAAACAAUUUAACGUUUAUAAUUGAAUUAAUAAUUAAUAAUUCUAUUGAAUAAAAAUUCCUAGUAAAAAAAUUGUAUUCAAUAAAUUAAAAUAAUUUAUUAUGACUCAGAAUAUAUAUGCUUUCGCCGAUGGAUUAAUAAAAACAUUUCUUAUUUUAACUAAUUAUCAUAUCAUUAGUUUAUUUUUGACAUUUUGAAAUAAAAAAUAUUUUAUUAUAUAUUAAUAUUAAUUGAAAAAUUAAAAUAUUAUUUCUGCAAAAAUAAAUUUUUUUAAAUAUACUAUAUAUAUGUAACAUUUAGCAGACAAUAUUGUAAAUAUUACACAUGUAUAUUAAAAUAAUAAUUAUUGAAAAAUAUCAAUAAUCAUUUUGCUAUGUAUCGAUUACCAUAUUAUUAAUUUGUUCAGAAUAGAUAUAGUCGAGGAUCGGAUAUAAAUGAUUAUCAUUUGAUAAUUGUUUUUCAAUUGAGAUAUAAUUUUCAAAAUUAAAUUUUUACUUCUUAUAGAAUUCUUGCUCUAUCUUUUGUUUUGAAUUAAGUAAAAAGGAAAAAAGAUUAAAACGAAAUUAAAAAAAGGAAAUUUACAAUUUAAUAUUUACUAAUUUUUGCUUUAAUGUAAAAUAUUUCUUAUGCAAAUUAUAAAGUAUUUUGCAUAAAGUGGUAUAGAUUAUAUAUUUGACAUUUUUUUUUGCGUAAAGAUAAAAAUGUACUUUGUAAGUAAUAUUUUGCAAUUAUUUGUGUUGAAAGUGAAAAAUCUUAAGAUAAUUCAAAUAUAUUUUCAAAAAUGAAAUAGAGUCAAAUAAGUUUAUACUUUCUAUUGAAACCUUGUUUGUAAAGUAUACUAAGUUCAUUUUUUGAAUUAUUAUUGCUAAUAUUAAAAUUAUUUUAUAUAGUGAAUUUUAUAAUAUCUCUCAUCAUUAAUUGUAUCAAAAUUUCACUGGUUGUAAUAAGGGCCAGUUCUUUCAUUAAAUAUUAUAUUAUUUCUUAGGACGUUUAGUUUGUGUACACAUAUGUAUAACACCUCAACAUUACGUAAUAUGUAAACAAGAAAAUUAUUAUUUUUAUAUUAUUAUUGAUUGCCAAUUAUUUCUCAGUUCAUUGUAUGAAUAUGAUAAAUUUAUUUCUUAAAAUCUUUUUUAUCGAAACUUUGUUCGUUUACUAUUAAACAAUGAACAAGUAUUUAUUAUUCAUGGAUUAAAUUUUUAUGUUGGGAUGUUAUAUAAUUUAAAAAAAAAAAUUUUGUACAUAUGAUAUUUAAUAUUCAUCAUAUCGCUAUAAGAAAAAUUAUAUAUAUAAAAAGAAAAAUAAAUAAAAAAAAAAAGGAAUGUUAAAUACAAUACAACAGUAAAUGGUUAUUGUAAGUGGAACAUUGAUUUAUUAUUAAUUGUAAGAAAUAAUAAGCUUUAAAUAUUAGAAGUAAGCAUUUUUACAAUGUUCUCGAGAUAUGGUGACUACAUGUCAAUCGUUAUACAUAAGUGAAUGUUACGAUCGAUGUGAAAUGUACGAGUGCCUCGAACGAACAAAUUUCUGUGCAUUUUUGACUAUCGAAGUUUCAAAUUUAACUUUCAUUUCAUGAAGAUUAAAAUAUAAUAAUAAUAAUUAUUACAAUAACACAAUAAUAAUAAUAAUAAUAAUAAUACCAUAAUGAUAAUAAUUUUCAUUAGCGAACGUAGCAAAUUAUGUGUUCAUGAUUAAUCGCCAUUUUUCCAUAUAUGUUAUAAAUUAAUUGUCUAAUUGUAAGUAAAUGUUUAAACAGCAUAGUAUGUUUUUUUAAUACGAAGAAUAAUAUUUCUUUCUUCAUUUUUAUUAAUUAAAUUUUAAAAUUAAUUUCUUUGAAUCUUUUGAAAUUUUUAAACGAAAAUAUAAAAAAAAAGUAGAUAUUAGUCAAAUAUUGUAUUUAUUUUGAAACAUAGUUCUUUUCAGUUAAAAUUAAGAAGAACAAAUUUGCUUCAUUUAUUUUUCUAAAGAAUUUUGAUUUAUUUAAUAAUUUUGCUAUUUUUAAAUCGUUUGAUACGAUAUUGUUGAUUAGAAAAAUCUUAUUUGUAACAAGAAUAUCUGUCUAUGUAUUUAUUCGUGUGAAUCUUAAAUUUAAAUUAUUCGUAAAUCGUAUUUUUCUAUUUAAUCUGAUUCAAAGGAGAUAUCAAUACACGUUUGCUAAUUCAUUAAUAUAUAGAUACAUAUGCAUAUACAUGUACGUAUAUAAAUAAUUUUAAUCAAAUGACAGUAUAUAGGUUUUCUUGGGUCUUAAAUAACAUAAUACGCGUAGUAAUAAGAAAUUAUGCAAUAGCUUGUACACGUAUCCAUUGUGUGACCUGUAAUGAUAAAUCAAUAUUUUAUACAAAAUUGAUAAGAUAUAAUAAAUAAGUUUUAUAGUCA